CAGGCCCCAAGCAUGGUCGUUAUCGAGAUCGAUCGCGAGUUUGACCGCUUCCGCAGCCUGCUCGGUGCUCACAAAUGGGCAGAGGUGCUAAGUGACCCGGCGGAAGAGCAGAAAGAUAAAUUCACGCGAAUAUUCUUCUGCAAACUGACGACCGCGCGAGAGAUUGAAAAAGACGGGUGGAGGCGCGUGGACAUCAAAGAGGUUUGGUUCAAGGGAUGG
Molecule: messenger RNA, 219 nt
Organism: Heterobasidion irregulare TC 32-1
Lineage: Eukaryota; Fungi; Basidiomycota; Agaricomycetes; Russulales; Bondarzewiaceae
Exons: 2
Source: RefSeq, a predicted model, not a curated record